GAGCAGUACCGCCGGGGCAUUUCGCCCGACUACCUGGCCGGCCAUCGCGAGUAUGCGCGCCGCCUGUGCGACCUGAUCCGCAAUCUGCCCGCGGGCGGCGAGCCGGCCAGCGACGUCGAUAUCAGCAGCAUCGGCAUCGCCGAGAAACUGAUCAAACAGGUCUAUGGCAUGCAGGAGUAUGGCGUCGAGGUGCGCGCGAUCAGCGUUGGCGUCGAGAUGCUGACGCGCCAGGCUGUGUGCUUUGUGUGGACGUUCCGCGACCAGCUGAACCUGCAUGUCGUCUAUAACGAGGCCUUCCAUGCGCCGGAGCAGAUGGAGCAGUUUGUGGGGACGGUCAAGGACGUGCUGCUGAAAGAGUUGGGAGUGGAGUGA
Rasamsonia emersonii CBS 393.64 is the source of this 372-nucleotide messenger RNA. RefSeq lists its product as uncharacterized. The record is from RefSeq and is a predicted model, not a curated record. The annotation marks the transcript as partial. NCBI's taxonomy places the organism in Eukaryota, Fungi, Ascomycota, Eurotiomycetes, Eurotiales, Trichocomaceae. The transcript has a single exon.